Molecule: messenger RNA, 517 nt
Organism: Brassicogethes aeneus
Lineage: Eukaryota; Metazoa; Arthropoda; Insecta; Coleoptera; Nitidulidae
Source: the annotation of a GenBank genome assembly
UAGGUUUCACUUAAAUUGAGUGUUAAAAUAAUUUUAAUGUCGUCCCUUCCUCAUUACGCGAAGGGUGAAGUUAUAAAAGGGUUCGGUAGAGGUUCUAAGGAGUUAGGAAUACCCACAGCAAAUUACCCAGAGGAUGUUGUGAAUAAUUUACCAGAAAAUUUCGCCAAAGGAAUUUAUUGCGGAUUUGCUUCUGUGGACAACGGGGCUGUCCAUAAAAUGGUAAUCAGCAUUGGUUGGAACCCAACAUACGGAAAUACCACAAAAUCCAUGGAAACUCACAUAAUGAACAUGAACGAGGGGGAUUUUUAUGGGAAAGAAUUAAAAAUAGUGAUUUUAAAUUAUAUAAGGGACGAGGUUAAGUUUACCACAAUAGAAGCCCUCAUAGAAACCAUCCAUUCCGACAUUAAAUAUGCUGACGAAGAGUUAAACAAACCUGAAUAUGAAAAAUAUCGCUCCGAUAAUUUUUUUAAAGCCUAAUAAAUAAAAAAAUACGUUAAAAUCAUUAAACUUUAUUACU